Messenger RNA from Halichondria panicea, 4746 nucleotides. RefSeq names its product TOG array regulator of axonemal microtubules protein 1-like. Gene Ontology annotation, molecular function: microtubule binding. Lineage: Eukaryota; Metazoa; Porifera; Demospongiae; Suberitida; Halichondriidae. Gene Ontology annotation, biological process: microtubule cytoskeleton organization. The transcript is spliced from 12 exons. The record is from RefSeq and is a predicted model, not a curated record. Gene Ontology annotation, cellular component: cytoplasmic microtubule; cilium. The coding region runs from base 266 to 4621 and encodes 1451 amino acids.
UCUGUAAAAAAAGUGCAAUAAAAAUAAAUAAUAAUAAUUAUUAUUAAUUAAAAAGAAAGCAAAGCUGUAAAACAACAAAGUUCUACUAGGCCUAGCCUAAGUGUAUAAUUAUUAUCAGUCCAAGAUAUUCGCCGAGUUUGAUCUAACAGCCAGCAAAAAGAAGAUGAAAGGAGCUUUCUGUAACUGAACUGAGCUUUGGUAUCCAAGACAACAAAGGCCCUGAAAUAACGCUUCAUUGAGCACGCUGUGCUAACUAACUGUCUCCAUGGUCUAUGCGUCAAAAUCUGGAAGAGUGAAUGAUAUGACUACCCCAGGCCCAGGCAAUUCCUUUCUAAGUGAUUCAUUAGAAGCUAGCAGCAACAACUGGCAGAGGAUGCAGUCUUCAGUGGUGGAGCCUGUAGAUUAUGCAAGAGAAGAAGUCAAUCGAAGUGCAUUCAGCACAGAGGACAAGAUUUUAGGGCCUUUCCCAAAGUAUGUCAUCAAUCUACUACGAGACGCAAACGAUUGGAAAAAUCGGACGUCAGGAGUAACCAAAAUGCAAUCCAUCAUCAAUGGAUUACCAAGUGAUUAUUCGUUGGAACCUCAUCUUGAUGGUAUUCUGGAAUUGGCUACUUCUACUCUGAACGACAAUCACUUUAAAGUGACACAGCUUGGAUUGGAGCUCAUUGCUUGUAUCGUGGCUAAAUUCGGAAAUAGUAUUAGACCGUUUUUCCCAUCUCUUGUUCAGAGUAUUAUGAGCAAAGUGGGAUCAAGUAAGUUUGUCCUCAAGCAGGCCGGUCUGCAAGUUCUCAAGGAGCUAAUGGUCGCGCUAAGACCACAACCUGUCGUUAACGAAGUCAUCAAGUUUGGGCUGUAUCAUAAACUGUCUAAAGUGCGAGAAGAAUCUCUCAAUUUUAUCACAGUAUCACUUUUGACAUUUCCGAAAUCCGAAUUCGAUCUGUCUUCAAUUCUCAAAGAAGCAAUUCCUACCAUGGGUGAUAGCAAAUCAAGAGUAAGGCAAGCCUCCUUCGAAAUAGUUGCCCUGAUCUGCAGUAUUGAGCCUUCUGCUGUGAAGGGAACAGUUACCGAGAUUGUAUCGCAACGUGAUAGCCACAAGUGCAAGUACAGCACUCAGAAUGGGCUCACUCUAAUGGUGGCUUUUCAAACCAGACUGGCCCGCGGAACUAGUGGAGUGCCUAAACUGAACGAGAAUGGAAAUGUGGAAUAUUCUAUUUCGAUCUCAAACAACAAAGCCGUUGCCGUAUCCGGUGACGAUGUGCAAUGGAUCUUGGCUGGUGGUGGUGGGAAAUCCCCUUCUAGUGGAGACGUGAGUGAGGUCAAAGAUGGCACACUGUCCCAGCCGAUACAGAGGAAAGGGUCACUGAGCAAUGGAGUUGCCUCUAGUUCCAGACCGUAUAGAAGUGCGGGGAAGAGACUACCCUGGGAGAUGGAGGGAGAAGAAUUGGUCCGCAAUCACCUGACGAUGCCAGUGAAAGAAUUGGCCCCUCUUCCAAAUCCGCAAUCCCCCAAACAUCUCCCCUUCAGUCCACCCCCUGUGUCACCUUCAAAGCUACCUAUCCAGCGGAAGAAAAAUUACUCAGACAUGUACAUGGUGAAAGUUUCGUCUACACAAAAGCCACUCGCUGCCGUACAACCUCCACCAAAUACAGGAGGUCACUGGGGGAAUGGGAGCUCGUUAUCCAGUGCUAAUGAUAGGGGCCCCCCUCUGUUUACCUCUCGACAUGCAAGCGUUGGUGAUGAGCAUACUUCCAUUAUGCAACCAAAUGCAUCCAUGUCUGUUACAUGGCCUCGACCUGGAGGGGGCGGGGCACUGAUGAGAGGAACCAAUCAGAUCACAGCAGACACAUCCAAAAUUACAGGAGCUCAUAACUAUGUGAAAACCAGCGUUUCUCGUCCACUGUCUAAACCUCGCGUAAGAAAUCCACUCAACUCAAUGAAGCCACCAUCCAAUCAGAGCACAGCACACAGGGACAGCCCCACACAACUGGAGAAAGAGUUUCUCUCUUCAGGCAAUGGUGGUUCUGAGACUGGGUCCAUGCCAACAGGCUGGGCAGACACAAGCUGGGAGGAGGAGUACUUCACCACAAUCCCUGAGGAUAUAACCAUCUUGAAUAGCUCUCUCUCAUCGAGUCUAUCCUCACUGUGUGCAGGGAGGGGGGAUCUGGAGGGAGCCAGGGAAGCCAGCAGUGAGGUUGACAAGCUCAAACACAUUCGAAAGGAGGCUGCCUCUAGAAAAGCUCAGCUCUUAUCAGCAGCUACCUCUGCCUCUAACUCUCCCGAGUGCUCCAGACAGUCCAGUGGGGAAACGAGAGGUCACCCCUCUAAUCAAGAGCUGGCAAGGGGACGACCCUCUAAUCAAGGAGAAAUAUCCACCUCGUCUGCUCCUACUAAGAAGCCAAAAAGACCCAAACCACACACCCAAAAUUCCUUCCCUUCUAGUCUCAACGCUACCUUCACGACUCCAUCGCGAUGGCUACCCGUGGACAAUGCUGACCCUACUAUAAACCUCAGCAAAACGUACAACCCAGGCGGUGGGCCUGAUAAAACAUAUGCAGCCGCUUACGCUGCCAAGAAAUUGACUACCCCUCCAAAAUCGUUCAAAUCCAGCCACUCUCAGAAAGAUCGGGAGCGCUUACUAGCCGAGGGGUCAAAGGUCAUGUCUAUAGAAGAGCCAAGUAUUGUCUCUGAUACUAGCAGAGCAAAUUUUGGGAAAAGAAAAUCGCGAAAAGACAGUGAGGUCAGAACUAGUGGCCGUGGUACGGAUAUGAUUGAUAUGGAAGUUAGCGGUAAUACAAGUCAUAGACAUGCGAAACCAGUCGAGCUAGUAAUCAAGUCACAAUCUGCCGGCUACUCCUCAGCAAAGAAACCUCCUAUAGCUCCCACUACGAGUGAACCCAGCUCUGCAACACCAGAGAGAAAACGCAGUAAGCACAAGAAACCCUCUCCUCCCUUGAAACGGCAAGUUGACUUGUACGACGAGAGACAGAAAUUAGAGACCUCUCAAAAUGGCUCCCCAGAUGAUUCUUUCCAGGAGCUCCAACCUUUCAGCUCACCAGAGGCUGGGCUCAGGGAGUCACUACAGGGAAUGGAGGUAGAGGACUGGAGUGCUAAGGUCGAAGGGUUGGUGGGAAUACGGCGAUUGGCUGUGUAUCACUCGGAUGUGUUGCUGCCUCGAUUGCACACCAUUGUGUUGGCAGUGGAGAGAGAGGUAAAGAACUUGCGAUCAUCUGUGGCCCGUGCUGCACUUGUCUGUUUUGGAGAUCUGUUUGCCACCGUGGGACCUGCCAUGGAGAAGGAUCUGGACGGUAUUGUGAAGGUCCUACUACACAAGGGAACAGAGUCGAAUGCUUUUAUACUAGAGGACGUAGAGAAGGCACUGUGUGAGAUGGUAGUCAAUGUCAGUCAUCACAAGUGUCUCAUAGCCCUCGUCAAUGGGGGACUAGCCCAUCGCAACAUUCAAGUGCGCAAAACCACAGGCAAGCACAUAUGCUUGAUCCUAGAGGCACAGGGUCCAUCGAAAUUCCUCCACUCUUCAAAAGAUCUCAUCGAUCGCACUCUUCCCGCCAUUGUUCAGCUGGCCAUUGACAACGCAGUGGAGGUUCGGUAUUUUGGCAAGAGGUGUCUGCAUCAGUUGUGGCCUCUGGCUGACUUUGAGAGGAUAUCCAGUCGCGUAUUGACUGCCUCUCUGUUGACCAGGUCCAAGGAGGUGGUGGAGAACCUUAGAGCAAAGGGUCUUGGUGAUCCACCCGCUGAGAACCAAUCUGCCAAGACCAGGCACUCUACUUUGAGCACCGUGCGAGGCUCCAGUAUUAAGCCUCUACAACAUCACCACCAGGCUGACCCUGAGCCAACCCCUACUAAAGACAUAUCCUCUAAGAAGGCACGCAAAUACUUGUCGAGUAAUAGCAAUCCACCUCCAGAGCCCGUGACAAUGGAUGUGCCCCUACCUGAUGGCCUACUCGAGAAAAUGAAGUCUAGUAACUGGAGCGAGAGGUUUGAGGCAGUAGCAGAGCUGGAGAGCUUUGUCAACAACUACCCAAAAGCACUGGGUCCACAUUUAUUAAAGGUAUUUGACUUAUUCUGCCCUCGACUGACUGAUAGGAACAGUAAAGUGAACCUGCGAGCUCUGGAAGCAUUCUCAAACAUAGUACCCCUUCUCUGUGACACUCUGACCCCUGUGGCCACCAAUAUAGUCACUGCUCUUGUGCCCAACCUAGCCUCUCGCAAUGCUACCAUUCAUUCCAGCGCUAUGACCGCCUUGGACCUUCUCAUACAAUGCAUUGAUCCGGCCCAUCUCAUCCAACCUGUAGCCAAAAGUGGGCAGUUUGGAAAUGCUCGAGUGAGACCCAUUAUGAUCAGCAAACUAGCAGAUUUGACGAUGUACAUUUAUGCCCAGAAACCGCAGCUAGUGACCCGACAAGUGGUUCCUAUAUUGUGGCACUUGGUCUCAGCUAAGGCUCCUCUGACUGGAGACACUCGGACUGCUGCCAUGACUCUUUGUGCGGCCCUCAUCUCUACAAUGGGCCUAAAAACUCUCACAGACAAUGCUUCACAUCUCACACCAGAGGCUCAAAGAAAAUGGGACGAUUUGAUUUUAUCACUGAGAACAGAUGAUGCAUAGACCACACUACUUUAUGUGUCUGCUACCGAUCAAUGUUUUUAAUCCCCAUUUUGUGUAACUUAAUGAUUUGUGCACCUUUCAUUCAUGCAAUAUAAUUAUACCGUCAAAAUAAUUGGACAUGCCAU